Molecule: messenger RNA, 1180 nt
Organism: Aureobasidium subglaciale EXF-2481
Lineage: Eukaryota; Fungi; Ascomycota; Dothideomycetes; Dothideales; Saccotheciaceae
Exons: 3
Coding region: 100-747 (215 amino acids)
Biological process (GO): positive regulation of transcription by RNA polymerase II
Molecular function (GO): DNA-binding transcription factor activity, RNA polymerase II-specific; protein dimerization activity; RNA polymerase II cis-regulatory region sequence-specific DNA binding
Source: RefSeq, a predicted model, not a curated record
UUUAACUUGAUUUCCCUCGCAACAUCACAUUCAAGCUAACCGCUUGGGGAUUUCAUCAUCAUAUCAAACUCUCAAACACCAAAGCAGCAACAUUGCGCAAUGACAGAUCAGAUCGCCGACGACCAGGGCAACUCCCCCUCUGCUCACGAUGACAGCGUCGCGCCCGAGCAAAGAGGCAUCAAGAGACAGCGCACGUCGAAUGCCGCACCCGCAGACGGCGACGGUGACUCGGACGACGACAAACCUGGCCGUGAGAGAAGAAAGAUCGAGAUCAAGUUCAUCCAAGACAAGUCGCGUCGUCACAUCACCUUCUCCAAGCGAAAGGCCGGCAUCAUGAAGAAGGCUUACGAACUGUCCGUUCUCACCGGCACUCAAGUCCUCCUUCUCGUCGUGUCAGAAACCGGUCUCGUCUACACCUUCACCACCCCCAAGCUCCAGCCUCUGGUCACCAAAGCCGAGGGCAAGAACUUGAUCCAGGCAUGUCUCAAUGCUCCUGAACCCGCCGACUCGAACGGCGUUGAUGGCGAGUCGACCGUCGAAUCUCCCGAGGACACCCACGCCAACGUUCCUGCUCCCACUGCCGGCAUGCAGCCCCGCUCUGCCGGCAUGCCUCCCAACCAGUACGCCAUGACACCAGAUCAACAACAGGCCCUGCAAUACCAGGCAUAUCUGCAGCAACAGCAACAGACCGGCGCUUACCCCAUGUCUGGAGCUCCUAUUCCUGGCCGUCACCCAGGACACCAAUAGAAGAGAUAUCCCAAAGAGUCCAAAGACAUAAUGUCGACUCUCUUAUCAUUGCUCCGACAUAACGACACGUGCGACGCGGAAACAGAAGAGUGAUUUCAACGGUGCGAUGGGUUGAGAAAGAAAUGUCAUGCUCGGAGAAGCUGGCUGGGCGAGGCGAACUGCGGCGUAGCAUCGGAAUGGUUUUCCCCUUUUAUCAUGUUGUCUUUUUCUUGUUUUCUUCGCUUCAUACCAAGGCUUGUCCCACGGGCUUCUUCCAUCUUGACUCUUUCGCAAGGGCAGAGACAGAAAAGACGCCUGAGUUUACCGUCUUACAUGGCUGACCUUUGCUUUAGCUUUUCGUGGCUUUUUCUUUUCCAAAAAUCAAAAGAGACAGGUCAGGUCGCCCUUUUCAAGUCCUUCUGGGAGUUUUGUAUCAUAGUCUGAAUUAAAAGAU